GCGAGCCUCGCCGCGGAUGCCCUGCCCGGAGUGCUCCGUGCCGCGCCAGGCUUGCCGGGGUCCGCGGCGAGACAUGCCCGAGCCAGGCGCUGCACCGACCUCGACUUAUCUGUAAGCCGCCGAAGGAACCAUGGUCAGUAAGGAACCCAGCAAAUGCGUACUCACGACCUCCGCGAGUGAAGUGGAGCCUGCCGCCUGUCUGGCCCUGGAGAUGAAAUAUGCCCUGGAUCCCAACCGGCAGAUUAAGAAGCGGAAUAAAGCCCUGCAGGUGCGCUUUAAGGACAUCUGCGAGGCGCAGAACGAGCAGAGGGACACUCAGCUCGCCUCGGGCCCGCAGGGUGACAAGCGGGAGGCCAGGCCCGCGUCCUGCAGGGCCGCCUACCGAAAGUACAUGACCGUGCCCGCCCGGCGCUCCAUACCCAACGUCACCAAGAGCACGGGUGUGCAGACCUCGCCCGACCUCAAGAAGUGUUACCAGACUUUCCCUCUGGACCGCAAGAAGGGGACUCUCAAAAGCAUCCCAGGCACGGAGGCCUUUAAAAGUCAGAACAACGGGUUGGUAAUUGACGCGAAAGAGAAGAGCCAGGAAGGGCCCGGCGAGGAGGCCCGGCCGUGGGGUGCCGGCCGGGUGCAGAAGACCACGGCCUUGGUUUUCCACUCCGACGAACACGUGAACGCGCUGGGGCCGCCCGCCGGAGUCAACUGCGCCGAGCCCUGCAAAACCCCCGACCGGCACAGCUGCCGCGAUGCCCGGGUGCAGAACUCCACUAGGUCGUCCUCCCAGGAGCUGGAGUACCAGCUGCCCGGGAAAGCCAGGCAGGGCAGGGCGACCCCGGACACUGAGGAGCCGGCUCCAUCGGCCCACCGGAGGGUGUUUAAGACCGAGGUGGCCAGCGUGUACGCACCCGCCCCAGGCACCAGGGCCCCGGCGCCGGCCUUGUCAAACUCCGCCCCCUCCAGCGAGUGGUCCCUCUGCCCCGCCGUGGACCUGGAGCGGAGAACCGCCGCGCAGGCCAGCGGGCUCCCGGCCCCUCCGGGCGCCGCCCCGGCCUGCUUGCCCCAGACGCAGUGCCUGUCCCCAGAAUGUAGCGAAGAAGACGCCUCCCUGCAGACUCAGGCCCCCUCGGGGCAGGAGCGCCAGCCUUGUCCCCCGGCGCUCGCUGCAGAUGAAGAAUGCCAACAAAUCGUGCCUCACACGGAAGUGGUCGACCUGAAAGCACAGCUUCAGAUGAUGGAGAACUUGAUCAGUUCAAGCCAGGAAACCAUCAAAGUGCUCUUGGGGGUCAUUCAGGAGCUGGAGAAAGGAGAAGCCCACCGGGAAGGGCUUUCAUAUCGGACUGGGCAAGACACAGCUAACUGUGACACAUGCAGGAACAGUGCAUGUAUUAUCUAUAGUGUGGAGCUAGAUUUCAAGCAGCAGGAAGACAAACUCCAGCCAGUUCUGCGGAAACUUCAUCCGUUCGAGGAAACUCAGGUCGCACCUUCGCCUUACACUCAGGAGACGUACUCCUCAACUCCCAAGCAAAAAUCCAAAACUGAAUCUAAAAAGCACGGACGGUGGAAACUCUGGUUCCUUUAACACUCACGGUGUUUGGAGUCUGAAGGCCGUCUUGAAAACCCACUGGAGUUCAAAGUAAACCCUUUUCCAAAACAAAUAGGAUGGAGUGAAGGGCGGCUGAGCUGGGCACCACCCAGUUCUCCCCCUGCUUACCAAAAAGGCCUUUGUGACAGAUCAGCUCACAGAGGCAAGGGAGUGCAGGUCAUACCUUGCCGGCUGUCUCUGCAGUUCGGGGAUGUGGGAUGUAAAAUCGGAAACGAAACCUAACACAGUCAAAGGUGACACCUAAAAUUUCUAUGCCCCCACCCCCAGACCGGCAAGGAUUAGGUUAUCAACCUGCAGAACGGCAGGCUGUCACUCUGUAA
This is a messenger RNA of Cervus elaphus (red deer), 1923 nucleotides long. It is a transcript of the gene INSYN2A, whose product is annotated as inhibitory synaptic factor 2A. Gene Ontology annotation, biological process: inhibitory postsynaptic potential. Gene Ontology annotation, cellular component: postsynaptic density. NCBI's taxonomy places the organism in Eukaryota, Metazoa, Chordata, Mammalia, Artiodactyla, Cervidae. The transcript has 4 exons. Bases 131 to 1579 code for a protein of 482 amino acids. The record is from RefSeq and is a predicted model, not a curated record.